AUGGGUCUGCGCUACUGUGAAACACCCUCCGUCGGCACUUGUUGCACAUUUAAUAUGGAAACGCGUCUGGCACUGCAAUCGCGCAUGCAACUGGAGAAGCAGUCCAAGGAGCAGAUUACGAAAUUGUCGAAUGCUUUGGCGGCGAAAGCGCAGAAAUAUAAUUCUAUAUUCCGCAAGCUAUUGGGCGAAUCGAAAGAGGAAUUCCUAAAAUGCGUCAGCGAACAUAUGAAAGAACUGAAACCAUUUGGCGAUGUGCCCGACAAACUGGCUGUACAAAUCAAACGUUCCUUUGUGGCGACGCGCACCUAUUGGCAGGCGCUGCAUACAGCCGCCGAAGUGUCGAAGAAGAUGAUGAAUGUACGUCUGAACGCUGACUGCACGGCCGCACUCACGAAAAUGCAACACUGUGGCGCAUGCAAGGGCUAUGCGGAAAAACCGUGCACAAAUUACUGCGUCAAUGUGAUUAAGGGUUGUCUGCACUUUGUGCACGAAUUCGACACGGAGUGGGAGAAUUUCGCCGUYGCCAUGGACAAGGUUGCCGAACGUUUGCUGGGCUCAUUCAAUAUUGUCAUGGUUGUCGAGCCGAUUAAUAUCAAAAUCUCUGAAGCGAUUAUGAAUUUUCAGGAAUCCAGCCAGUCAAUCACCUCGCGCGUGUUCGAGGGCUGCGGACGUCCUAGCAUCGGCCGCACGCGUCGCGCCGUCAGCCCCAAGUUUAGCCAACCCGUCGCCAUACAACAGMCGCAAGCGCAGUCAUCGUCCAUCAUUUUAACCAGCUCCGAUUCGAAAGUGAUACGCAAACGCGCCACGCUGGACGUGCCAGCCGAGCAAAUCGAAUCGGAUAUUUUGGACAUUGAUGCGGACGUUGACGAUGCGAUUGUAUUGCGUGAACGGCGCGCCGCUGAGCCCAUCACAGACGAGCAGAGUACAGAAGGCGAUAAGACAAAUGAUGAUGCCGGUGUUGGCGGUGGCGCGGCGAGCAAUGGUGGCGGCCGUGGCAGUGGACGCGACAAGCAACAGCGUCGCAAGAAUCAGCAAAAUCGCAAAAACGACGAUGAUAAUGGACGCGAYCCGAAUCUCGAUAAGUUGGUGCGCGAGAUUAGACAGCGUGUGAAGGAGUCRAAGAAGUUCUGGUCGAAUCUGCCACAUCAGAUUUGCAGCAAUGACGAGAUMUCCACGUCCUCAGAUGUCGACGGCAUGUGCUGGAAUGGACACACGAUCGAUAGAUAUAUGCAUCCGGUGACAAGCGAACAGAGCCGCAACCCUGAAUUCCCUGGCAAUCCGGCCACUACGAGUCAAACAUCACAAGUUGCCACACAACUUUUCUACCUGAAGAAUGUUAUCAACCAUCUGCGUAAUGCGUACAAUGGCCAGGACGUAGACUGGAGUGAUCAAGAAGAUGCGCUCUAUGGCAGCGGUGCGGGCUCUGGUGCUGGCAGCGAUGACGAGGAUGAUGAUGAGGGCUCUGGCCUGAGUGGUGGUCCAUUCACGCCACCGCAUAUGAAACCCACCGAUCGUCCGGGCUCUAUGCCAGCGAAUAAUAUUGAUGACGAGGAUGAAGAAGAUGUGGAAGAGCGUCGCAUUACGGACAACUCGCAUACGACACGUCCCAAAUAUCCAGGCAGCGCCGGCGCGGGUGUUGAUACUGCUGCUGGCGGUGAUACGAACUCCAUUGACGAUGACGAGGAUGCCGACGACGAUAAUGAUUUGAAUGAGCAGAAGAGUGGUAGUGGCAAUGCGGGUGCGAAGACGGCGCCUAAAAUGACUUUGCGCCGCGCGUUGUUAUUGUAUUUACUGCCAUUAUAUAUGGCGUGGUUUGGUGGUGUUGUUGCCGAUAUGCUGUGAUGCGUUGUUGUUGCUAUUGCUUAAGUCGUAUUAAGUACACGGACAAACAGUGGCGGCGUCGGAGUGCGUCGAGUCGAAUUUGUAUGAAUUAUAAUUUAUAUUUUGUGUUUGAGGUUAAGUGGCAGCACUGGCGGGAGCGUGGAAAUUGUGCAGUACAGUGUGAAAAUAGUGCAGCAUGCUUUCAGGCGUGGAAAGUUAUUUGUUAAAAAAAUUGAGUAGCAUGCUUUUGGGCGGUGAUUUGUUUUAAAACAAGAAUUUUUUUUAAUUUCCGGCGGAAAUUGUGCAUACUAAAAGUACUUUUAAUCWUUUUAUGGCAAACGCUGCAGUUUCAAAGUUUCACUGUAACAUACUUUUAGGCGCUAUAGUAAUAACAACCUAGCUAAUGAAGCAAUGACUCSAACAAAACCCUAGCAAUGUAGUUCAAGUACUUGAAAAUAUCCCCCAACACUACAAUUGUUGGUGCUUUCCAAGUCAAGGUCUACUUUUAGGCGCAUUCUAUGUAAACGAUAUAACGAAAAUACCCAGAAAGUUAUUAGCCAGAGGUUGGCCGUCAUUUUACGAUUUAUGUUUGACAUUUUGCAUUUCUGUACUUUCAAUGUUUCAUUAUAGCAUACUUUUAGGCGCUUCAGUAAUACCAAUCUCACUAAAUAUCAAUAAUUCGAAAAAAGCCUAGCAUUGAAGGUCAAGAACUUUCAAACAUCUUCCAAAACUACAGCAGUUAGUGCAUGCCAAGUGAAGGUCUGCUUUUAGGCGCAUUUCUAUGUAAACUUGUAUUAUAACUACUUAUUUACAACAAACAAAUUASAAGAACAAACAUGUUUAGCAUAAGUAUGGCAGAAAAUUAUGAAUUGAACUUGAAGCGAAGCAAAUCAUUUAUAUACGUAAAACAAGAAAACAGUUAUAAAAAGUUCAAUAGCCGUUAAGUAUAAAAUUAUAUAAUGAAUUAAUUUAAAUUAAUACUUAUGUACCAGCAAUUAUGCUUAAAAAUACAUACAAAAUGGCGAUAUGUAUGAAUGUGUGUGUGUAUGGAAAGGUGAGUCAUGUUUAACUAAUGUGUGUAUGUAUGUGUGCUUCUUUGUGCGUGCCACUCUKUGUAUGUGUGUGCGUAAAAAAAAAAACUUUAGGUCAGAAUUUUAAUUAUUCUUUCGUAUAAAAUUUUUGUUGUAAACGCAUGUCCGUUAAGUGCAUAUUUCUGUAUUAUAUUUAAACUACUAUUAACUGCGAAAAAAAUUGUGUGAYGUGUGUGUGUUGAAAAGUGUAGUAGCAUUUUAGGCGCUCUAAUGAAGUAUUUACCUUAUAAGCUUAUAAUAAUUUAUAUAUGUAAACAUUUUUUAAUAAAACAAAAACUGAUAUACUUAUGUAUUAAAAUAA
This is a messenger RNA of Bactrocera latifrons, 3213 nucleotides long. RefSeq lists its product as uncharacterized. Gene Ontology annotation, cellular component: cell surface; synapse; plasma membrane. The coding region runs from base 1 to 1842 and encodes 613 amino acids. The transcript is spliced from 7 exons. Gene Ontology annotation, biological process: regulation of protein localization to membrane; regulation of signal transduction; cell migration. NCBI's taxonomy places the organism in Eukaryota, Metazoa, Arthropoda, Insecta, Diptera, Tephritidae. The record is from RefSeq and is a predicted model, not a curated record.